This is a messenger RNA of Scophthalmus maximus (turbot), 2755 nucleotides long. RefSeq names its product RAB27B, member RAS oncogene family (gene rab27b). Lineage: Eukaryota; Metazoa; Chordata; Actinopteri; Pleuronectiformes; Scophthalmidae. The record is from RefSeq and is a predicted model, not a curated record. Gene Ontology annotation, cellular component: melanosome; secretory granule. Gene Ontology annotation, biological process: melanosome transport; positive regulation of exocytosis. Gene Ontology annotation, molecular function: GTP binding; GTPase activity. The transcript has 6 exons. The coding region runs from base 343 to 999 and encodes 218 amino acids.
UUGAGGAAGCCGAGGAGCGACCUGAUCCGUCAGACCCGUCGGACUCUGCCGCGGUGACACAGGUGAGCCCGCUCCGCUCCUCCAGGCUCCUCCAGGCUCCUCGUCACCAACACUCCGCCGGGCCGCCGUCACACCGAGCUCCGCAGCGGGUCGGGUCCGGCCCCUCUGUGCCGGGGGGUUCCCCUCUCCAUCAGGACCGUGGGAGCGAUGCGACGUCUCGGAGGCGGGGGAGGAGACGCAGUGGCCGGACAGCAGCAGCAGCAGCAGACACCUGCGAGCAGCGUCUGAGAAACACGUUGUUUCCGUCACGUCACAGAACAGGUUUACAUUGCGGUCAUCACUAUGACUGAUGGGGAUUAUGACUACCUUAUAAAGCUCCUGGCCCUGGGGGACUCCGGCGUGGGGAAGACCACCUUCCUGUACCGAUACACAGACAACAAGUUCAACCCCAAGUUCAUCACCACAGUCGGCAUCGACUUCAGGGAAAAGAGAGUGGUGUACACGGCGUCCAACACCAAUGGGACGACCACGGGGAAAACCUUCAAGGUUCACCUUCAGCUCUGGGACACGGCCGGACAGGAGAGGUUCCGCAGCCUGACGACGGCGUUCUUCCGAGACGCCAUGGGGUUCCUGCUGAUGUUCGAUCUCACCAGCCAGCAGAGCUUCCUCAACGUCAGGAACUGGAUGAGCCAGCUACAGGCCAACGCCUACUGUGAGAACCCCGACAUCGUGCUGGUGGGAAACAAGGCCGACCUGGCCGACCAGCGGGAGGUUCAGGAGAAACAGGCCAAGGAGCUGGCCGAUAAAUACGGCAUCCCGUACUUCGAGACGAGUGCGGCGACGGGGGCCGAGGUGGACAAGUCGGUGAUCACGCUGCUCGACCUGGUGAUGAAGAGGAUGGAGCAGUGCGUCGACAAGCCGCCCGCCGAGCCCGCCAACGGGAACGGCGCCACGAAGCUCAGCGAGGCUCAGCCCAACGAGAAGAAGUGUGCGUGUUGAGGAUCGAGAGGGCGACUUCGGGAUGAACGACCAGCCGGCGCUCCUCCUCCUCCGGCUCUCCUCGUCACAUUCCCUCCACCGUUUACUUUCCUGCCUCUCGUCAUCUGCAUGUUUCUUUGUCUUCUCUCUAAAACUAACCUCUUAUUUUUCUCCCUCUGCCAAACUGUUUGCCUCUCUGGCAGUGAAACAACUCUACCCCCCUCUACUGGAUGUCCCCGUCACUACACUCAGCCUGUCUGUCUGCAGUUGGACUCUUGUUUAAGGGGAAAAUUAAUAUCUCAUUUUGCAAGUGUCAAAGAGAUGUUGCAAACCUUUGUGUGUUUGUCCUCACCGGACCAGGAGGAAAACUGUGUGUUUUUGUUUUUAUUUCUUCCCCUUUCACACUGUGUUUCUAUGCUGUACCCGUAUUUGCCACAAAAAAAGGUCGUUCCACAUUAUAUACAUAUAUGUUCUUUAUGUGGUUCAAUAAUUUGGAGACAUUUUCUAAAAUGGCACCAUGUAGGAGAUCUUCACCGCACGAGUGAUAUCGGCUGUUGACGGCUGAUUUAGUCUUUCUAAUCUUUCUGCACAUUGAGUCAAUUCUCGUCAUAUGAAAUGUGCAAUAUUCAUAAACAUGACUUGACUUAAUCAUUCAGCCCGUCCAUCAGCUGGGAUACGAUCCGUUGUUUUCUUAUUUAUUAAACGUGACGCACACUUCUCUGCUGGUUUUGCUCGUUCAUACUUCUGCCAUACAAUUUAUAAGAAUAACUUUUUUUCCCCUUAUAAUUUGAAUGUUUAUGUAUUGUAUUGAUAACAUCAGAUACUUCACCAUUUCUCUAAUCUCAUAAAUUCUCUGUUGGAUGCAGAUAAUUUCCAAUCGAUAGCGUCCGACUAUUGGCUGAAUGCAGGUUUGCUAAUUAGUAAAAUGUUUAUAUCAUUGGUCGGAUAUGGGUACGGCAUGGUGCAUGUGCAACGGAGGGGGAAAAAAUAUACCACACAUCAUUAGUAGAGAAUCAUAGACCAGGAUACAUUUGAAUUUGUUCCACACUGAUCUACUGCCUUGGCUUUUAAAGCGUUAUUCCACCGAGAAGCACCGUCUGUAAGAAAAUUGCCUUUUCACAUUUGGUUUGAAUAAAAAAGAGGAUAAUCAUAUGUAACCAGAAUUUUUUUCAAAUCGUAAAUCAAUCAAACCUUUCUGGGAAUGAAAAUGUGACGUUACAUCUUCAGAGUAGCUGAAUCUACAGUUCUUUUAAAAGUGAAAUAUCGCUUUAAGGCCCCCACACAUGAGAGGUGUUGUUAGAAUAUGACAGUUAUUUAUAUUAUAAGAAAUUCUAAAAGGUGGAAUAUCAUUAUUUCUAUUGUCAUAUUUCACAUGUUUUUGUUACAUCAUUUAUUUCUCUCACGCUCAUUUUGUGUCUCAACUGCAUUGAUUAUCCCCAAAAAUUACCAAUUUAUUAACAAUAUUUGUGUGUAAUGUGGAAGAAAAUACACUAUUAUCAACUCCUGAAGAAGAACAGUAGAAAUUGCUUUGCUCUGAACUGGACUUUUUUUUUUUUUUUUUUUUUACCUUUUAAAAGUUUUUGUGGACCAACUUUUUGUUGUGUUAUACUCUAUUGUUUUUUUUAUAUUUAUUUUUAUUGUGUACCAAACCAUUUAAAUGCCGGUGUGUAGAAAGUUCAUGAUGCUUUGCUCGGUCACAGUGGGGAAAAAACCCAUCUGUCUUUAGAUAGAAGCCAUUUAGAUGGAAAUUUACAGUAAAAGAAACAACAGCAGUUUA